Messenger RNA from Colletotrichum phormii, 584 nucleotides. RefSeq lists its product as uncharacterized. The transcript has 2 exons. Bases 124 to 411 code for a protein of 95 amino acids. The record is from RefSeq and is a predicted model, not a curated record. NCBI's taxonomy places the organism in Eukaryota, Fungi, Ascomycota, Sordariomycetes, Glomerellales, Glomerellaceae.
GUAUUUAGGAACCUCGCAACUCCGCAUGAACUGCCGAAACCUUUUACUCUCUCUUCCAGUAUACUUUCAUUCACUCGUCGUCAGCAUUUCAUGAAAAUACCAUCUCUUGAGCUCUAAGUUACGAUGAAGCUCUCAGCCACCGCAAUCUUUCUCGCGGCGAUCUCGCCUGCAAUGGCCUUCGACUACACCUUGACUUGUGCCAGGGACAUGUACAUUGGCCCCGCCGCUCAGGACUAUUUCAACCGACUGUACACUCGAAUUUGUAUCGAGAGCGCAAAGUGUGCUCAUUCGGCGACCCAACCCAUUUUGGGCUCUAGAGGCGCUUUGGUCAAUGGCGGAUGUACUGGCUGUCCUGAUAACUUGAACCCCAACCUGUUCGGGAACUGCCUUUUGGCCAAAAUUAAGGACUAGAACCCCAAGCACUGAACUACGGGUUCUGCUUCACUGCGACAAGCUAUUGAACAGACAUGCUCCUCGCUAGCUUCCACGAUAGAGUUGGCAAAAGUAACGGAUCUGUCAGCCUCAUCGCGGUCAGCAAGCUUGAAACAAUCAGCACGCUUAACCAAGAAAUAGUAACUCAAAUC